This is a messenger RNA of Entrophospora candida, 464 nucleotides long. Lineage: Eukaryota; Fungi; Glomeromycota; Glomeromycetes; Entrophosporales; Entrophosporaceae. The record is from the annotation of a GenBank genome assembly.
AUGUUUCAUCACAGUAACGAAUCAUUUUUCCAUAUCCAACUUGACUUAUUAGAACCAUACUUUACUUCCAAAUAUGAGCCGCAAAAGACUUUUCCUCUCUCAUUUAUUGUAUUAUUAUUGUUUCCUAUUAUAGAGACUGAAAGAUUUUCUUUCAUUUUAAAUGAAUGGUUUAGAAAUGAGAACUUAUUUGGACAUGAGAAAAGUCCAAUUACACAAGAUAUUGAUUAUCGGUUGGUUAUUCACCGAAUAUCCACUUUUAAUUUAUUAUGUUUGGUCAGUCAAUCAAUGAAAGAAAUUAAAUAUCCAAUUAACCAAAUAUUCACUGAAUAUUCGGAUAUUUUUCAUUUGGGCGCAACCUCUAGAUCCUUUAUUCCUUUGACCGAACAACAAGGAUUUAUCCUUUCAGAUAUGCUGAUUCUAAAAGAUGUUGUUUAUGCAAAACACAGUUUCAGACAAGAUAAUAA